This is a messenger RNA of Gigantopelta aegis, 2864 nucleotides long. RefSeq lists its product as uncharacterized. The record is from RefSeq and is a predicted model, not a curated record. Gene Ontology annotation, biological process: protein localization to ciliary inversin compartment. NCBI's taxonomy places the organism in Eukaryota, Metazoa, Mollusca, Gastropoda, Neomphalida, Peltospiridae. The coding region runs from base 1 to 2817 and encodes 938 amino acids. The transcript is spliced from 5 exons. Gene Ontology annotation, cellular component: ciliary inversin compartment. Gene Ontology annotation, molecular function: protein binding.
AUGGAGGUUACGAGUGAUGAACAAAGUGCUGGUGUGGGUUCCAUCAGAGAAGUGUCCAUGCAUAAUGAACAAAAUGUGCUACAUAUCCUCGAAGAACAGUUCCGUCAGAAUAUCAACCAGGCAGCUACAGCAAGUCCAGAUUCAACACAGGAGUACUUGGAGAGACUGAAACCAAAUGUUUUUGUGGAAACAGAAGCAGCAAAAUGUGCUUAUAGAUACCUUACAGGUUUGGGAAUGGUGCUGAUCGACGGUCAGCCUGGAGGUGGUAAAACGACUAUCGGAAUCUACUUGCUGAAAGAAGUUGCCAGAAGAAAGCACAAAGUGUUCUUGGUGAUCACAGAACCUCAACAGUGGGAUUAUAUACCUGUACCAAAAGACAUUACAAAAGCAAAACAUAAAUACGUGGUGCUUAUAGAUGAUAUAUUUGGUGCAUCCAAUUUGUCUGUUGUACUGCGUGAUUCCUGGGAAAGAAAGUUUGAUAUGAUGUUAUCGCUAAUUUACUCUGGACAUGUACAAUUAGUAAUAAUAACAAGAUCGUACAUUCUCGCAGAGGCGUCUGCUACAUUUAUAGGUAAAUUUAAACGUGUAUCGGUAACAGAUGGUCCAUGCAAACUUUCAUUAAGAGAAAAGGAAAUGAUUCUUACAUGGCACAUUCGAGAACGAAAUCUGGAGAUGUCGAAAGAAGAUAUUGAAGAAGCUUCUAAAAGUACUGCAGACUUGGGUUUCCCACAAAUUUGCAAAUACUUUGUUGACAACAAGAAAGUACAAGAACGAAGUCUUUUGUUCGUCAAAAAUCCUUUAGAAUACCUUGGUGAAGAAUUACGUUUACAGAAGAGUCGGCAUCCAUUAGGAUACUUUGUUCUACUUUUAGUAAUGUAUAAAGAGGGAAAAUUGCCCAGACCAUAUUUAGAUCCAUCGAAUGAAGAAGCAAAAACUGAGAUUGAUCAUUUGAAAGAGUAUUGUUCCAAUAUGGGAUCAGUAACCAAUGCUGAUAUAGUAGCCACAACCAACAACCUUGUUGGUACUUAUCUGGUUUUCAGUGAUACAUCAGAGAAAUACGAAUUCAUUCACCAGUCCGUUUUUGAUGCCAUGAUACGAGAUUUUGGCCGUCAAUAUCUGCCUCUAGCACUGAAAGUUUGCACAUGCGACAUGUUAGUAGACACAUUCACUACAUCCACGUGUCAAGGAACCAGUACACUGAAAAUAGUCGUUGAUCAGUCUCACUAUGCAGAACUGGCAGCACGGAUCACUCUUGAGUUGCUAUCGGGAAAUCAUAAGGUUAUUGCAGAACAUCAAAGCCUUUCAGACACAACGUUUGUGAAUUUCUUGAUCAAUGAAUACUGGGAUCAUGAAGCUCAAGAGAAGAUCAUUUGUCAUACAAUAGGCAGACAGUCUGGUCCUUUUUCUGAAGAAUUUAGGAUGUCUAUCUGGUAUAUCAAAACUGUAAAAAGUAGCAUGUUUCCGGUGAAGGACAUAAUGUGUGAACUGCUAAGGAUGGGGGCAACAAUAAAUCAAGACAAUGCACUCCUGCAGGUUGCAGGACAUGACCACCCUGCAGCCCUGGAGGUAAUUCUCCAGCAUACCCCAAACCUGAACAAAACCAAUAGGGGAGGAAAAACAGCUAUGCAUAUUGCUUGUGAAUUUGGUGCAGUGCAAAACGUCGAGAUACUUGUAGAACGAAGAGCUAAUGUGCGAUCUGUGGAUAUUUUUGGUCGAACCCCACUGCAUUAUGCACUGGACGACAAAGGAGAAAAAGCAGCACUGUUACUUGGAGCCAAUGCAGAUGUGAAUGUUGUUGAUGCAAAUGGUCAAACUCCUCUACACGCAGCUGCAAUUGCUAGAAAUAAUAUUGUCAUUACCCAGCUUCUUGAAGCAGGAGCUGAACCUAUUCCACAAAAUAGUCACAAAGAUACGCCUCUUCAUAUUAUGUUGCAUAAAUUUCAAUAUGAACGUGACAAUGAUUGCUUUGCAGAUCUAUUGCAACGUUGUAGCAGUGUAGACUACACAGACAAAUCAGGAAAUACCCCAUUACACCUGGCAGUGAGACUUUCUAGUGCCACUCCUGUACUUGAAUUAAUUAAAAAGGGAGCGUGUGUUGAUGCUGUAAAUACUGUUGGUGAUACACCGUUAAUUUGUUUAUUUCAAAAUAAUGCCACAGUGGAUGAAGAAACUAUUAAUCAACGGAAUAACGAUGGAGAUUCCGCUCUUCAUUGUGCUGCAUACAAAGGAUGUACUCAGAAAGUUGCUCUGCUUCUCAAAUACGGUGCAUCAUUUUCAGAACUCAACGGCCAUGAUCAUCUUCCACUGCACUGUGCUGCUAGAGGUGGUCAGUGGAAAACAAUUGAACUGAUGUUGAACUAUGACACUACAAUGGAUGUGAAUAUCCAAACUCAGGAUGGCUGUUCUCCGUUACACCUAAGUUGUGCUAAAGGUCAUGUAGUUACAGUGAAGAAACUUGUAGAGAAAGGAGCUGAUGUCAAUUUGGCCAAUAAAAAUGGAGAUGGACCGAUACACUGUGCAGCACAGUUUGGAAAGACAGCUGUUGUUGCGACGUUGUUGAGCAGUGGAGCAGACGUAAACAUGCAGAACAAUGGUGGCGAGACAGCUCUGCACGUUGCUGCUAAGUAUGUGAAGGUGAAGGUCGUGAAGCUUCUACUUCAAAGAGGGAUUGACCAGUCAGUGUGCAACGCCGGUGAUCUCACUGCAGAACAGAUGGCACGCAUUACUAGUAGUGUGUUCAAGAGUAUUUCCGACUUGAAAAGAAAAACACAACUAACGCACAUCCAUCACUUGCUUUCUAACUCUAGCGAAUCAUGAACAACAAAUAACAGAAUAAAAUAUUAGUCAAUCUCUGCUGUAGAAUA